AUGGCGGAGCUGCACCGCCAGCUGCAGGAGUACCUGGCGCAGGGCCGUGCGGGCGGCGGGGCGGCCGUGGCCGAGCCCCUGCUGGGCGCGGACGCGGCCGAGGAGCGCGCGGCCACGGGCGGGAUGGCCGAGGCGUGGCUGGGCCGCGCGGGGCUGCGCUGGCCGUGGCCGCGGAGCCCGGCCGAGCCGGCGGCUGCUGGCCCGUCGUGCCUGCCCUCCGUGACGCGCGCGCAGCGGCUGGCGGCAGGCGGCGGCUGCCUGCUGCUGGCCGCGCUCUGCUUCGGCUUGGCCGCGCUCUACGCGCCCGUGCUGCUGCUGCGCGCUCGCAAGUUCGCGCUGCUGUGGUCGCUGGGCUCGGUGCUGGCGCUGGCGGGCGGCGCGCUGCUGCGGGGCGGCGCGGCGUGCGGCCGCCUGCUGCGGGGCGAGGAGACGCCGUCGCGGCCCGCGCUGCUCUACGGGGCCGCGCUGGGCGCCACGCUGUACUCGGCGCUGGGGCUGCGCAGCACGUUGCUCACGGCGCUGGGCGCCUGCGCGCAGGUGGCCGCGCUGCUCGCCGUGCUGCUGGCCGCGCUGCCCUGGGGUGGCCUCUCCGCGCUGCGCCUGGCGCUCGGCCGCCUGGGUCGCGGCGCCGGCCUGGCCAAGACGCUGCCGGUGUGAGCGCGCGGGCCCGACACUGCGGGACGCGCGGGUGUGGAGGGCUCCGGGCCCCGGGGCGUCGUGGACGCGGAGCGGCGUCCGGGACUGAGACUGGAGCGGCUUGGCUGCGCCCCGGAGCGCGCGGUCCUCCUGAAGAUCCCCGAUUGCGCCACUGAAGACGAACGCACUGUGACAUCGCUGCUGAAAGGAACUUUUUGCAUCCACCGUGGUUUCGGACUGAGUUCUUCGAAAUAGCGGAUUUCCCGAUUUUUCUCAGGUUUACCUUCUAAAAACAUCCAGCGCUAUUUGGCUGUAGCAGCUCUCUGGUUUUGUUUUUGCUAUACCUAAGAGUUGGACAGUUGUUAUUUUAUUAUGCAGUGUAAAUCCAGAGGGUAUCGGAUUAAGUACCAGUUUAGCUUAAACAUCGGAUUUAAAAAAUUAAGACUGCUUACUGCAGAUUUUCUUUGGCUAGGGACAUUGUAACAUGGAAAGUCCGCUUUAGAUGACCGAACACAGUGAACCAAAAAAAACAUUUUUAUCUCAAGACUGUGUUGUGUUGUGUGCUGACGGUGUGUGGAAAUGCCUGGAGCUGGUCUCCACAGAACUGGGCUGGGGGAAAUGCCACACUCGUUUCUCCAAGCCCUGAUGACCGUUUCCAACUUGGCUGUCCACCUUGCAAAUCGUCGUGUGCAGUUGGCCGGCUGACCAAGGCGCUUGGAAGGCCAAGCAUUCACUUCCACUGACCGAUGGCAGUUCCUUGUGGAUCCUGCCCAGGAUCGUGACAGGUGCAGGACACCCCAGGAUUUUGUGCAGCGUGUUUAAUUGGAGGAUCCUGCCCAGGGUUCUCCUCUUGCUGUGUGUCACAGCUGCCCGCAGACCACUCAGAACUUCAUGUGCCUGAAGGGCCUUAACAGGGUGUGUGUUGGUUGAUUGCAGUACAGAGCACUACCUACCUCAUCCUCCAUCCUCAAAGUGGAAGUUUCUGGGUCGCCAUCCAUGCCAUAAGCCCUUCCCCAAGAAGCAAUGCCAGGGACAGCAGGGUGCAUGCUGGGCUUACAGCUCUAGGGCGUCCCUUCCCGGCUCCCGCCCAGGAUCCCCUUGGUGGCCCAUCAGUACUUAGGUCCCCUACCUCAGGGUGGCAAGCACAGUAUUUUCCUGGAGUCACUUUGUCAGCUUUGUACCAUUAGCUGCUCUUUCUGCCACCCCCGUGCUCUCUGUUCUAGUUAUAUUCAAAUAGUGUUGAACACAUUUGUCUGUUGACACUACUCUUGUUUCCUAAAUCAAGAUUUUAAUGUGUUUUUUUUUGCAACAUUAUCUCCAAGAAGUCAGUUUGAAAAUUUAUAAAAUUCAAAAGACAGUAUCUUGGGAUGGAUUUCAACAGUGCCGUUUUAAAAUGAUAUAUGCAUUUUCUAAGAAUUUAAUAAAUGUAAUAAUGUUUCUUUACAGUGUAUUUGUUCUUGAGAACGUGACGUGGCUGUCUGCUGACUGAGGUACUAGUAGGUUUUUAAAGCUGAAACCUAAGCCGUUAACAGAGUUCUGUCCUAGGAGCCCGGUUGCUCUGUGGGUCAGCUUUCUCUCCACACGGCCUCAGUGUGUGCUCCUGGUGGGAACACACAACGACGAGCCUUUCCUUGUGAAGGAAAAUUUAAGAACACUCCCUUGGGAGUCUCUAGAGCCACAGAAAUAAUAACCAGGGCCAUUUUAUUUUUCCACAUGAAUAUAGAACCACAUGAGUUUGGAUGGACUGGCCUGACUACAUAAACACCGCUUUCCUAAGGCAACCACUGGAACAUCCAGGUAAACUCACUGCUACCAAGCCAAAGUGGGCAACGGAUGGGAGGGAAUGUUAGGGCGGGCCGUGGAGCUGGUGUGGCAUGCAGGAUUGAGACCCGUCCCAGCUGUUUCACUUUCCAUCCAGCUCCCUGCUGAUGGCUUGGGAAAGCAGUGGAGGAUGACCCAAGCGCUUGGGCCCCUGUGCCUAUAGGGAAACCCACAGGUAGCCCUGGCUUUA
Ochotona curzoniae (black-lipped pika) is the source of this 2647-nucleotide messenger RNA. It is a transcript of the gene SFT2D3, whose product is annotated as SFT2 domain containing 3. The record is from RefSeq and is a predicted model, not a curated record. Bases 1 to 657 code for a protein of 218 amino acids. NCBI's taxonomy places the organism in Eukaryota, Metazoa, Chordata, Mammalia, Lagomorpha, Ochotonidae. Gene Ontology annotation, biological process: vesicle-mediated transport. Gene Ontology annotation, cellular component: membrane. The transcript has a single exon.